AAAAACACCCAUUCGUGCAAUGCAAUUCACUUCAGUGUUAUUCAGUUCUCUGUGGGAAGCCGAUUUUGGGUUAGAGAGAGAGAGAGAGAGAUUCGGGUUGCAUUAGGAAUUUGAGAGAGAGAGAGAGAGAGAGAGAGAUAUUUGGGUUGCAUUAGGAAUUAGAUAGAGAGAUUUGGCAAAUUGAGAUUGCCACAAUAUUUGAGGCGGUAACAGCUCCUGACUGUUUUAUAUAUACUCUGAAUAGCACAGUUACUUUGGAUUUGUAUAUCCUUUUCACUCAGCAAACAACCCAGCAACUGUGAGAAGUUAAUUGCCGGUUUAUUUUACUUGAACUAUCGAAGGAAAACUCAAGAAAGAUGGGUAUCAUUGAGAAGAUUAAGGAAAUAGAAGCCGAAAUGGCACGGACACAAAAGAACAAAGCCACAGAGUAUCAUCUGGGACAACUCAAAGCAAAAAUUGCAAAGUUGAGGACGCAGUUGCUGGAACCUCCAAAGGGUUCUAGUGCAGGUGGAGAUGGUUUUGAAGUUACAAAAUUUGGGCAUGGUCGUGUUGCUUUGAUAGGAUUUCCAAGUGUUGGAAAGUCGACAAUGUUGACUCUUCUAACAGGAACACACUCCGAAGCAGCAUCAUAUGAGUUCACUACACUGACUUGCAUUCCAGGAAUUAUCCACUAUAAUGAUACUAAAAUACAACUUCUUGAUCUUCCGGGAAUCAUUGAAGGUGCUUCUGAAGGAAAGGGCCGCGGAAGGCAGGUUAUUGCUGUUGCCAAGUCUUCAGACAUUGUGUUGAUGGUACUUGAUGCCUCAAAAAGUGAAGGUCAUCGCCAAAUCUUGACAAAAGAGCUUGAAGCUGUGGGCUUGCGGUUGAAUAAGAGGCCACCGCAGAUAUAUUUCAAAAAGAAAAAGACAGGAGGCAUUUCUUUUAACAGCACUUUGACUUUGACUCAUGUUGAUGAGAAGCUUUGCUACCAAAUUCUACAUGAAUACAAGAUACAUAAUGCUGAGAUUUUGUUCAGGGAGGAUGCCACUGUGGAUGAUCUCAUUGAUGUAAUCGAAGGAAACCGUCGAUAUAUGAAGUGCAUUUAUGUGUAUAAUAAAAUUGAUGUCAUUGGGAUUGAUGAUGUCGACAGACUUGCCAGGCAACCAAACUCUGUUGUCAUUAGCUGCAAUUUAAAGCUCAACUUAGAUAGGCUGCUAGCAAAAAUGUGGGAAGAAAUGGGGCUUGUAAGAGUUUAUACAAAGCCACAGGGGCAGCAACCUGAUUUCUCAGAGCCUAUUGUUCUUUCUUCUGACAGAGGUGGGUGCUCAGUGGAGGACUUCUGUAAUCAUAUACAUAGAAAUCUUUUGAAAGAUCUGAAGUACGUGCUGGUUUGGGGCACCAGUGCAAGGCACUACCCCCAACAUUGUGGGAUUUCACACAUGCUGCAUGAUGAGGAUGUGGUUCAGGUUGUGAAGAAAAAGGAGAGGGAAGACGGAGGAAGAGGUCGAUUUAAGUCACACUCGAACACUCCUGCACGAAUAUCUGACAGAGAGAAGAAAGCCCCUUUGAAAACAUGAAGAAUAUAUUCUGAACAUCUCUCAUAUAAAUUCACAGCCUUGGUUUUUGGGGGUCUCACCAGUCUUAUCACAUUGAUAUCUAUAGCCUGAAAUGAUCUCAUUUGUAUGUGUAGCAUGUUUUAUGCUUAUCCGUGUCUCAGUUAGAAAUCUAGUAUUCUAGUGUUUAUUUUUUUUCUUGUUUAGUUCAAAAUAUAACAUAUUAAUAAAUAAUUCAUGGGCAACUCAGUUGUUCUUAUUUAGACAUACUGCAUUCAUUUCACAAGCUGUCAUUCUGAAAAUUUUGGGAGAGAAUAUGAGGAGACUUCUGAAUGGAAAAGACCAAUGAAUUGAAGUCGGGAAA
Amborella trichopoda is the source of this 1896-nucleotide messenger RNA. RefSeq names its product developmentally-regulated G protein 2. Gene Ontology annotation, molecular function: GTPase activity; GTP binding. Lineage: Eukaryota; Viridiplantae; Streptophyta; Magnoliopsida; Amborellales; Amborellaceae. The record is from RefSeq and is a predicted model, not a curated record.